Messenger RNA from Amphiprion ocellaris (clown anemonefish), 1499 nucleotides. RefSeq names its product HIV-1 Tat interactive protein 2 (gene htatip2). The transcript has 7 exons. Gene Ontology annotation, biological process: import into nucleus. Bases 250 to 1089 code for a protein of 279 amino acids. The record is from RefSeq and is a predicted model, not a curated record. Lineage: Eukaryota; Metazoa; Chordata; Actinopteri; Pomacentridae. Gene Ontology annotation, cellular component: cytoplasm.
UGACGAAAACGAGGAUUAUUAAAGCACAUUUUUCUGGCCUACUGCCAUAAUUAUCACCCCUAAGUAAAACAUACAGUUAAUAGUUGAACAGUAACCCCGUGUGGCCAGUUAAAUGGCAAGCCACCUAUUGACAGUGACGAUAAUUUCUGAUUUUUGCUCUCCGAUUACCGACGAAGCAGGAAGACAGCACCGUAGAUAAACAUGAAGCAACCAGGAAGUGUUCCAACAAUUUAACCGUUGCUACUAGUGAUGUCUGUUCUGACUCUGCUGGUCUCCACCCUGGGAAAAGCGACAGGGCUCCUCACUGUCCUGGUUCUUGUCAUUGCAGCUGUCUUGAAUUAUUUCGACGACCCCGUUCCGGCUAAAUACACGAGCAUGGCCGAGGACCUGAAGACCCUGGAGGAGAACUUCAGGCAGCAAAACAGGAGCUGCUUUAUACUCGGUGCUUCUGGGGAAACCGGCAAGGCGUUGCUUCAGCAGCUGCUGGAGCGAAACAUCUUCUCCAAGAUCACUCUCAUUGGAAGGAGGCAGCUCACCUUUGAGGACAAAGCAUAUGAAAACGUGGUGCAAGAGGUGGUCGACUUUGAGAAGCUCGAUGACUAUGCAGCUGCCUUCCAGGGCCAUGAUGUCGGUUACUGUUGUUUGGGAACAACCAGAGCAAAAGCAGGAGCUGAUGGAUUUGUCCGUGUCGAUCAUGACUACGUUCUAAAAUCAGCCGAGCUCGCCAAAGCUGGAGGCAGCGCACAGUUCCACCUGGAGUCGUCCAGAGGAGCCAAUAAAGACAGCAGCUUUCUCUAUCUUAAAGUCAAGGGACAAGUGGAAGCAGAGAUUGAGGCACUGGGUUUUGACAGAUUUUCAAUUUACAGACCAGGGGUUCUGUUGGUGGACAGACAGGAGAGUCGACCUGGCGAGUGGCUGACGAGGAAGUUCUUCGGUGUCUUUUCCUCUACGUCCAUGUCCAUCCCAAUCGAAGCGGUGGCCAGAGCCAUGGUGUCCAACACUGUGCUUCAGGCGGAGCAGAAGACGGAGAUCCUGGAGAACAAAGCCAUCUCCACCCUGGGAAAAAGUGCAAAGAAAUGCGAGAAAUGAAUGUACCGAGGUCAGUCCAGCAGAUAUACAGAGAUGCCUGCAAACUGCAAUACUCAUCUUUAUCAUAUCAAAAGAUUUUCACAAAAAAAUGCAUGCCAAUUUUGCCAUGAAUUUUGCAAUAGUCUGGAAUCUUGAGGAUAUUUCCAUAAACCUGCAGACUUAUUUAUUAAGAAAACAGCGUGUCAUGCUAUCAGAUAAGUUUCCUCUUCAAACAACACUCAGGUUCAUUUUCUGUGGUUUUGCAUUUUAUUGUUUAUUUGUAAAUUUUAUCAUCAGAGGAUUAUCGCCAGACCUUCACCGUUUGUGCUGAUAAACUGAAUCACUGCCUUAAUGUCAAUGCUUCUGUUUUUUGUGUAUCACAUUAAAAUCUUGGAUGUUUUUUGAACAUGCUCAUUAAAUUAUAAUGCAUA